Molecule: messenger RNA, 2805 nt
Organism: Trypanosoma rangeli
Lineage: Eukaryota; Euglenozoa; Kinetoplastea; Trypanosomatida; Trypanosomatidae
Product: BRCT domain-containing protein
Exons: 1
Coding region: 1-2805 (934 amino acids)
Source: RefSeq, a predicted model, not a curated record
AUGAGUGCCUCACGGUGUUCGUAUGAACAGGAUCUGCCGAGCAAUCUUCUUGAGCUCAUUGAUCACACAACACGAGGGGUGCAGCGUCUGUACGAGACGACGCGGCGCAGGGAGGGCUUAGGUGGCUCGCGUGAGCGGCGGAGACCGCCAGUAGACGGACUUGCAGACGCACGCUACAUGACUUACGCAGAGACGUUUGAAGACGCGGAGCACGCGGGCGCCACUGCUGCCGCCAUUCCCGCCAUUGAAACAGCGAGGGCGGCAGCAACGGCAUCAUCAUCGGCGGCGUUGCGGCAGACGGCAGCGGUGCACGAGCGGGGGUCGCUGCAUCACGGCAAUCAGCGCCACCGUCGCCCAGACUGCAGUCAAGAUAGGAGUGCGACUAGCAACGAGACAAACGGCAGACGGCAGUGGCCGUGGAGUCGUGUGCAGACGCUACAGACAAGUGCGGUUGCGGAGGGGCGCUCUGGCGCCUCCACGAUGAACACGACGUUAUCGUCCGACGCCUCGCAUCGACUGCUUUCCGCUCACCGACCACAUCAGCAGCAGCAAGUUGCAACAGGCGACCACCAUCCCUCGAUGGCAAGCACCGUGAACACGUCUACCUCCGCGGCGGCCGACAACAGCUACGCCCAGGUUGGCGGACAAAGUUGGAAAGACACCUUUAAGUCGCUUCUCUCCACUGCAGUGGCACCUGCGGCCACUGCCUCCCCUGCCGUGUCAGCUGCUCAGAUAUCUGCCAACAAACGAGCGCCGGUGCCAAAUGUCCCCCGUGAGCCCUUCCUGUCGGCGGAGUCCACGGAAACUAGGCGACAGCAGGAGGAGACCCCGACGUCUGCACCGGCACAAAGUGGCCCGGCGCUGGAGCGCUUGCGGUGCCAGUUGGAGGAACAGGAAAAGUCUCACCGUGAGCAGCUGUCGCAUCUCCGCAUGGAGCACAGUCGUGAGCUUUCCCAGCUCCGUCACGACGCCUUUCAGGCACGACAGAAGGCGGAAGAGGAAGUGGCGGCGCAGCUUCAGGCAUCCUUCACAGUGAAGCAGAAGUUGCUUCAGGCCGCCGUGGAGAACGAGCGGAUUCAGGCGGAGGAGGCGCGAAAGACAAUAGGAGAAAAAGAUGGAAUCAUUGAACGACUGCAGGCGGAAGUUGAGGCUGCUGCCUCCCGCACCCAAUCGACGCAGGGCGAAGUGGAUGCAAAGAAGAAGCAGGUGGCACAGCUGCGUGAGUCCUUGACAAGCACCCGCAAGCAGCUGGCGGAGCUGGAAGAGGAGGUGGUGAAGCGCAAAGAAGACCUGGUAGAGAGUAAGCGGCGGGAGAAACUGAUGGCGGGCCGUGAGCAAGAUGCGUUGGGUGUGGUGAGCCGGCUAGAAUUACAGCUGCGCGAACAGGACCAGCGAUCACGGGAGGAGCUUCGCCGGCUGGAGGCGGAGUUUCACUCAACUACGAAGAGCUACCAGGACCUGCUUGGUGAGGCAACUGAGAAGCUAACGGCGCUGGAGAAGGUGCAGCGAAAAUACAACACACUGAAGGAGCAGCGUCGACAGCAGAAACAGCAGCAAGAGGAGUUGACGUCCAAGGUGACUGCAGCGCAGGAGGAGAAGCGGGAGGCCGUCGAGCGUGCAGAAACCCUCCAGCAGGAGUUGGAGCACCUCCGCCUUCAGAUUGCGCGGAAGGAACACGAAAUGCGUGAGGAACGUGCGGGGCAUCAUAGAAUUGUCGAGGGCAUCACACAGCAACUUCAAGAGGAGGAAACGAAGGCCAUGCGUGAGACGGAGGCGCUGCAAAAGGCUUUGCAUCAUGCGGAGGACCGUUUUGCGCGCCUGGAACGUGAGGUGGAGGGUCUGCGCGCUCAACUGAAGGAGGAACAGGAGCAUAGUAAGCAGCAGCUGUUACAACUGGAGCAGAGCGCCCUGCGGCACCAGGAGGAUCUUGCCACUACACGGCGUGCAGCAUCUGCACAUCAGCAGCAGACGGAAAGUGUGCUCGCCAGCUUGAAAAGACAGCUGCGGGAAAAGGAUGUGAAGCUGGAGGCGCUUGCAACCACGGCCUCGGAGCCGGUUCAGCGACUGCGAAGUCAGCUUGAGGACGAGCGCAGCAAGCGGGCUCACCUCGAGGAGCAGUUCAACCGCUACAAACAAAGGGCGAAGGUGGCUAAAGAAGCCGCGCUACGCGAGGUGCGACGAGAGCAGCAGCGCAUGUCAUCCGUCCCGCGUUCGCAGAGCCGGCCAUCGGUGACGCUGCCCGAAGCAUUGCCUCCGUCGUGCGGAGGCAAAGUGUCGCAUGGGGAUGAGCCCAUGCCGUUACAGGAAUCUGACACAAUAACCCCGAAAUAUCAACGUGUGCCAAAACCUGUUGCUCCGCUCCCCCCACACUCAGUUAAUCGCUCAAGGGAUAGGAGUACCGUCAGCCCCCCGCGGUCACGGGUCUCCCCGGCAGGAUGGGACUCCGUAGAAUCCAUCUCUAACAUCUCUCGAAGCUCGCCCCUGUGUAGCAGCCACAGUGGAGUUAUAGAGACUGUGCCAUCCCCAGUUAGAGGCAUUGAAAAACGCCACGAUGUUACGCAGCAAACGGCACUCAUCUCCUCUCAGUCGCCCCAGCUUGAUAAUGUGGAUGAUAAAAUCGUGCAGCACGAGCAGGUUCUUCGUGAGUUUCAUCAAUCCGCGGCGGAGGUGUUCCGUAAAAUCACAGGAAAUCGAGACGAAUUUCUGGCAAAAUGCACCUCUGUGGUGCGUUCUGUAUCGUACUGUGGUGGGGAUGAGGGGUGUUCCGCUGCCAGUACAACCCUAAAUGGGUUGAUGCAUCGAUGA